CACAAUUCCUCCUCCACAGAUACACUUUCUAAUCCAUAUCGAUUGAUAUAUGUUUAUCUAUCUAUGUACGACGACGAGGAAGAACCCCUUUGAUCGCCAAGACGAUUUGAUUCGAAAGAGAAAAAUAGCCCCUUUCUAUCGCUGUGUGUGUUUUCGGAGCAAAUGUUAUGCAACCCAGGAUCAACCCACAUGAUCUUACCCGUCUCAUCUGGUUUGGAUUUGGUAUUUUCCAUACUUGUAUUGAAGCGACAUUGAACUAAAUCCCAUGGCGACAUUGGAGGUGAAGCUUAUACAAGCACACGCUCUGACUAAUAAAGAUCUUAUUGGGAAAUCUGAUCCAUUUGCCAAGAUGUAUAUAGGCCCUGAGCGUGGUAAAACACAAUCCAGCAAAGUUAUUGACAAUGAUUUGAAUCCCAUUUGGAAUGAACAUUUCGAGUUUGUAGUUGAAGAUACUUCCACCCAACACUUGGCAGUAGAAAUAUAUGAUGAUGAUGGGCUUCAAGCUUCAGAAUUCAUUGGUUGUGCUCAAGUAAAGCUCAGUGAACUCGAGCCUGGUCAAGUGAAGGAUGUGUGGUUAAAGUUGGUAGAAAAUUUGGAGGACCCUAAAGAAAAUGAAGACCAAGGGAUGGUGCGAUUGGAGAUAUUAUAUUGCCCAAAUGGUGUGAGAGCAAUGUUUCUUAAAGAUGGUGAACAUAGUGAGGUAGUCGAGAAGAAAAAAAGAUUGCUUAUAAGAGGAGUGUUAUCCGUGACAGUAAUAUCUGCUGAAGACUUACCACCUGCAGAUUUAUCGGGGAAAGCCGAUCCUUUUGUGGUACUCACUAUGAGGAAAACCCUAACCAAGCACAAGACCACUGUCGUAUAUCAAAAUUUGAAUCCAAGUUGGGGUGAGACUUUUGACUUUGUUGUUGAGGAUGGUUUACGCGAUAUGCUUAUUGCCAACAUAUGGGACCAUGACACAUUUGGGAAGGACUUCAUGGGCAGAUGUAUUUUGACACUAACAAGAGUUUUACUAGAAGGAGAAUACAAAGACAGUUUUCAAGUUGAGAAUGCCAAAUCUGGAAAACUUGACUUAAAUCUCAAAUGGUCAGCCCAGCCAAUAAAUCGCAAAUCUUAGCGAUUUUACAUUUGUCGAAUUGCUUGACUAUCAAAACUUAUAUUCAAUAAGUCAUCGGGGUACUGAAUGUUAUAAAAUAUUUAUGUGAAUACUGUUCAAUAGAUUUACUGCAAAAUUACGUCAGGU
Lactuca virosa is the source of this 1240-nucleotide messenger RNA. The record is from the annotation of a GenBank genome assembly. Lineage: Eukaryota; Viridiplantae; Streptophyta; Magnoliopsida; Asterales; Asteraceae.